Molecule: messenger RNA, 1123 nt
Organism: Salvia hispanica
Lineage: Eukaryota; Viridiplantae; Streptophyta; Magnoliopsida; Lamiales; Lamiaceae
Source: RefSeq, a predicted model, not a curated record
UAUCUCGUGCAUUGAUGGAUUGAAUCCUCCCGUCUAGAAUUGGGUCUGUUGUUGUCGUCAUUUUUAGAUCGAUAUGUGCUCUGGUUUCGUGGUUGCAUUCAAUUAUAUGGUUUUAGGGAGAAAUUGUUGAGAUUUUGUUGCUUGUUAAUAGGUGUAAUUGGGCCUAAAUAGAUGAAUCUCACCCAUUUUUGGCGUUGGGCGUGAACUAAAAUUUUCUUUCUAAUGCACUAACUUUCUAUUGCUUUAAUUUUUCCUAAGCUUGCAAAGCUAGAAAAGGGCAGAAGUUUGCUUUUUGAUAACGUUAUGUUAUGUCAUUUUUCGAUUACAAGGUCGGUCUCCUUGAAGCAACGACUUCUCUUGUUAUUCUUUGAUCAGUUAUUGUGCAGAUAUUAUGUUGAGCAAUGUUUCGAGAGUAACAUACUGUAUCACUUGUGUGAAGUCAUACUUAUUUACUGGUCGGAUCAAUGAGAGCAUUUCAUCUCUAAAGACCCUUUAGCUUGAAUAUGUCAACGAAUCUUCUAUCGACUUUAGUUUUGUGAUUUAAUUUUCCAUGGUUGAUAAAUAAUUAAAUAUGAAUCUCGAUCAUUCACUACUGUCAUCUCAAUCGUAAGGACUGUACUUUUAUCCGAGAGUGGACAAUGAAAUAUGUUUUGGUUACUUUGGUAUUCUGCAAUAGAUGAGUUAUUUUCAUGAAUCUCGUACAACCAUUAAUUACAAAGUGAUGAAAUUAUGCUGGAUGUCUGAGGAACCCUUUAGGUCAAGAGCGAAGCUCAUUGAGAAGCAAAAACUUUUCCAGAGCAUUCACAAACACAUCCAUUUGAAGCAACCAAUGGAUAAGCUCACAUCGGUUGCCAUUCCUUUGGCUUUGGCUGGCUCUUCGUUGUUUCUUAUCGGAAGAGGGAUCUAUAACAUGUCUCAUGGAAUUGGAAAGAAAGAAUGAGGAAAAUACCUUCCUUUUUUGAGGAUCCUGGAACAUUUUUUGCAAGUUUUGAUCUAGAAGCUUUUAUCUUGAUCAUUUAGUAUCUGCAUUUUUUAAUUUCAAUAAUUUCUGAUUGCAUACUAUUUGACUUUUGAAUGUACAUUCUUUGCCAUCGAAGAAAGCAUUCCAUUUAAGUUUGUUUGA